AUGCAGUGGCUGAGCCAGUUGGAAGGGUUUAAGAACCUCCGUUCUAGCGUUUGUGAUUGGAUCACCACAUCCAUGACGAUAGUGUGGUAUCGGGAGGCGUUGCUGCAGUGUCCGAUGAAUGCGACUGUGUUGGACGUCGGCAUUGGCACUGCUACUGGUCUGUUAGCCAACCGUGAUAUUAUUCGAAGCAAAAAGCUCAUGCUGACUGGGGUCGAGCACGAUGAAGAUUAUGUACAGGCCGCACAGAACAACAUUAACUGGUACGAGUUGAACGAUCAGGUCAACGUGGUACAUUCCAGCAUACUUGACUAUAUGGGUUCCCAGUUUGACGUUAUUUUUUUCUCCGGUAGCUUUAUGAUUAUGCCUAACAAGGUGAAGGUGCUUAAGUACUGCUGUCGCAUGUUGCGCGGCUUCGGUACGAACGGCUCCUUAGCAGUUGAAAACGAGAAGAAAAAUGGAGUGAUUUUGUUCACACAGACUUUUGAACAACCAACCUUGUUAGGGCUCUAUGUGUCGCCGCUUGUAAAAUGCUUUCUAAAGUUACUUACAACUAUCGAUUUCGGUCAAGUCACAUACGAACACGCCUUUGCCUCGGUCUUGAAGGAGGCGGGGAUGAGGGUCGUCUCGAUGUGGGCAAUCAAGGAGUCAUACUUCCGCAAACAGGUGGUAGUCAUCGCCAAGCCUGAAAAUUGA
Messenger RNA from Trypanosoma grayi, 693 nucleotides. Its product is annotated as type 11 methyltransferase. The transcript has a single exon. The record is from RefSeq and is a predicted model, not a curated record. NCBI's taxonomy places the organism in Eukaryota, Euglenozoa, Kinetoplastea, Trypanosomatida, Trypanosomatidae. Bases 1 to 693 code for a protein of 230 amino acids.